Messenger RNA from Macrosteles quadrilineatus (aster leafhopper), 775 nucleotides. RefSeq names its product GEL complex subunit OPTI. NCBI's taxonomy places the organism in Eukaryota, Metazoa, Arthropoda, Insecta, Hemiptera, Cicadellidae. Gene Ontology annotation, biological process: mitochondrial respirasome assembly. The transcript has 4 exons. The coding region runs from base 113 to 499 and encodes 128 amino acids. The record is from RefSeq and is a predicted model, not a curated record.
CAAAAUUAAAAUUAUUUCCGUUUGAUUUGUAGGUUAUAGUAAAUUUAGUUAAUCGAAUAUGUGAAUUAUUUUUACUUGAUAAGUCAACAACAGUUAUUUUUGAUACUUCAUAAUGGCUACAAAACAGUCAAAAGGUUCUGAAAAGAACGGUGUUGCCAAAAUUGGACAUUUAGAGUCUGUGUGGGUUAGAGCUUUCUCCUCUCAUUCAGAAUGGCCUGAUAAGGAGGAGUUUCUUGAUGUCAUCUACUGGAUCAGACAAGCCCUUGGUAUUGUGGUUGGGAUUUUCUGGGGUUUGAUACCAUUGAAGGGUUUCAUCGCUCUACUCCUCUUUAUGCUAGUCAAUGCUGGUGUCAUAUACAUAUACUUUGCUAACUUCCAAAGUGUUGAUGAAGAGGACUUUGGCGGGGCGUGGGAGCUGACGAAGGAAGGUUUCAUGACAUCUUUUGCAGGCUUUUUGGUAACAUGGAUCAUCAUAUACUCAGGGCUACAUUUUGACUGACAUUGAACCCCUUCCUCCAUGCCAAAGGACCACUGUGUAGCAUUUAAAGGACUAUACAUUUUUUACAAAUGAUAAACCCUGUUGUACCUCUUUAUUUUUAUUUAUUUGUACCGAAUUUUAUAUAGCAAUAUUUAAUUUUAAUAGGUGUAUAUACUCGAUUUUGUUUUUUUUUUUGGAUUGUUUAUUGUGGAAAAAUCAAGUUGAAUGUUAUAUAUUUAAAUCAGUAUGUAAUAGCGUAGGAAAUUUUGUUGAGAUUAAAGUACCUUCUAAAAUGUU